Anastrepha obliqua is the source of this 1094-nucleotide messenger RNA. RefSeq lists its product as uncharacterized. Bases 45 to 1094 code for a protein of 349 amino acids. NCBI's taxonomy places the organism in Eukaryota, Metazoa, Arthropoda, Insecta, Diptera, Tephritidae. The record is from RefSeq and is a predicted model, not a curated record. The transcript is spliced from 2 exons.
GCAAACUAUACAUUUCUUGAAACAAAACUUUUACUUCAACUAAAAUGCUGGCGCUACAUCAUCUUGCCCUGAUGCUUUUCCUAAUUGUUCCCUCGAUUCUCCCAGCGGACACAUUCUUCACGGUAACGGCCCGCAAAGUAAAGCGAACCGGGAACUACUUAAACGUACCACCCCCACAGCCUCCACAUCUACAACCACAACCACAUCCACAUCCCCAACCACAACAGGCACAAUCUGCACCCACCGCAGCUGCAGUACAUCACGUGGAACAAGAGCCUUAUCCUUACGAAGAUAUCAAUGAGCAUGACUUUCACUCCCAACCAGAUAUAGCACGCUACGCAACAGAUUUUACCCCCACACAAGCGCAAACACACCCGCAUACCCAUACGAUUGCUCAUUCUUCCGCUUCUGGUGGAAAAUAUCUCAUCGACAAUGGUUUACGUAGCAUUGCCAAAGGCUCAGCAGAUCAAGCCAACUCUGCGGUGGCUAGCCAAAAUGCUGCCGGCAAACAAGCUGCUUACGUAGCGAAAAGUACACUUGCGCAAGCAGCUGCACAAGCCGCUGGCACCGCGGUAGCUGUGUUAAAAGGCAAAGAAGUGCUUUUGCGACGACUUGAAGAGCAAAAUAUAGAUGAACACAAAGCCUUGGAAAGUGAGCUGACACAACUGCAGCAGGCGAAACGCUCCGCCAAGACGGCGCAGUAUGCAGCACAACAAGCCAUUAAUCACGUGUCCGUGUUAACGGCGGCACUUAAUAAUGCACAAUCUGGCUCUGAGUUGGCACAGAGGGCAGCCUCUGAGGCGGCAGCAGAGUUGGCUUCACAGAUCGAUAUGGUUGCACAGUCCAAGGCGAAAUUGGAACAAAUCGAAUCACAUGUCUAUACAGCUCGUUUGGAUUAUGAAGAGACGAAAGACGCGGCUGAAAAGGCAACACUGUCUGCACAGGAGGCGCAGAUAAACGCCAAUGAUGCGGCGGUACAUGCGAAUGUGGAACUAAGCGAAGCGGUUCAUGUGCAUGAUAAGAGUGAUCGCAAUGCGGCUACGCAGAUCGGCUCGGCUGGACCAACGAGUGGUUAUGGACUUAAAAAGAAGUAA